Molecule: messenger RNA, 3063 nt
Organism: Lethenteron reissneri (Far Eastern brook lamprey)
Lineage: Eukaryota; Metazoa; Chordata; Hyperoartia; Petromyzontiformes; Petromyzontidae
Gene: DCST1
Product: DC-STAMP domain containing 1
Cellular component (GO): membrane
Source: RefSeq, a predicted model, not a curated record
AGGAAGGAGGAGGGGAAGGAGGAGAGGAAGGAGGGGAGGGGGAAGGAGGAGAGGAGGAAGGAGAGGAAGGAGGAGGGGAGGAAGAAGGAGGAGGGGAGGAAGGAGGAGGAGAGAAAGGAGGGGAAGGAGGGGGAGGAGGAGAGGAGGAAGGAGGGGAAGGUGGAGGGGAAGAAGGAGGAGAGGAAGGAGGAGGGGAGGAAGACGAAUGAGGGCAGGAAGGAGGAGGAGGGGAGGAGGAAGGAGGGGGGUAGAAAGGAGGGGGAGGGGAAGAAGGAGGGGAAGAAGGAGGAGAGGAAGGAGGAGAGGAAGGAGGGGAAGGAGGAGAAGGAGGGGAGGAAGCAGGGGGAACAUUCACAUAAGAAGGAAGCCGGGAAGAAAGAAGGCGGUUUGCACAAGAAGGAGGAGGGGAGGAGGAGUAAGAAGGUGGACGAGGGGCACAGGGGGAAGGUCCCGGCGCGUGGCGGUGCGGGCGUCAGGAGAGUCGUCUUGGGGGGGGGGCGGCAGGGCGCGCCGCCCAGCAGCAGCAGCAGGGAGAGGGCUCCUGCUGCCACGAGCACGCGGCAGGGAGACACGGGGGCGGCGGCCAAGGACAGCGGGAACACGCAGAAGGGCAAAGCUGACACGCGAGGACCUGGCCCCCCUCCUGCCCAGCAUCGGGCCCCCCCUCCUGGCCCCCCUCCUGGCCCCCCUCGCCCUCACCUUCGUGCCUCCCGCGACGCGCGCAAGAAGCCACCCCGGACAGGACUGCGGCUGCUGAUGGAGUCUGCACUGCCAGGGUUCGUCUCGCGCUACCUGCUGGGCCCUCCGUGGCAGCACCGCAUGCUCAAGAUCCUCAUCAAUGGGAUCUUGGGGAUUCUCAUCGGACAGGCUUGCUACUACGUCACUCUGGACUGGACCGAGAUGCAAGCCACCUACAAGUUGCUGGUGCUCACGUUUCUUACCGUUUUCUUCGGCUUUGGCUGGGCCUUCUCGCGGCACGUGCGCUGCAGCACGGUGCUCAUGGCGCCCUGCAUCUGCAGUAACGUGGGCUGCGCCGUCAUCAUGGCCAUUGCCGCUAGCCUGCUCUUCACCGGGCCCAUGACGAACAUGAUGAUGAACGCCAAGGAGAGCGGACAGUCACUCGCCUGUCUAGGCCAGCAGCAGAUCGAGCACGCCAAGGUCAUCGUCAUGAUCGCGGCGGCGCCCGUCCGGACCCUCUUCGAAAAACUCAUCGGCGCCUCCAAGGACCUCGAGAAGAGCAGCGACGAGGCCAAGGAUCUCUUCCAGCUCAUCAAGCAGGAGGUGCUCGGCGGCAAGAGCUCGGACGGUGGAAGCAAAUCGAGGAGAGACGCCGCCCAGCAAGAGCUGCAGGAGGACGGCCAAAAGCCGCAAGAAAUUGAGGCGAAAUACAUCAACAGGGUUCGCUUUCGGUGCUGGGACGUGUUUGAGAAGGGCGUGGAAAAAUGCAGGGAGAUGUUUGCGCAGAAGUGGGAAGAGUGCUUGAGCACGAUCGUGGUCCCCCUCAUCAACCACAUCCUGUGUCUCCCGCUCAAGUUUGACUUCCUGUGCCCCAUCAUACACAUUUUCGAUUCGUGGUGCGAGGCAAACAUCCCCAUGUUGAAAGAUUUCGGUGACGUCUACGACAGGAUUCAGCGAUCCAUUGCGCAGCUGAAGGAGCAGUUCAUGAUGAAUCCGCAAGUCGAGUACACGCAGCAGUCGACGUCGAUGGACGAGGACGCGGUGAAGGGCAUGAUGACCAACAUCCGCAGCAGCAUCAACAGCCAGGUGUCCAAGGUCAUGGCCUUCGUCAAGGUCUUGCAGAUGCUCCUGGGGCUCGUCGGCGUCGUCCUCUACAGCGCGUGUUCGGGCUACGUGGCCAAAUACAACGGGGACGUUGUCCACGACAAUAUGUACCUGACGCGCUACUUCAGAAUCAUCGACGCCAGGAGACGCGCCAAGAAACAGCAGACGCUUCUCCCUCCCAAGCGGGCCGAGGUGGUCAAGUAUGUCAACCCGUGCAGCCUGAGGAUGAGCGAGGAUGAGCAGAAGUCGUUUUAUUUCAUGGCCGUGAUCCUGGGCGCCCAGAUUUUGAUGAUGGUCUUCCUCCUGAUCGUCGACUGGUGCAUCGUGGUGUUCAUCAACAUCUUCGCCAAACACAGCAAAGUCGAGUACAACAUCAAAGGCGUCCACGAGCUGAGGGUCGACGUCAACGGCAAAUCGGUGUUGGCCAACGUGCUGAGGAUACUGAUGCGGGCGCUCGAAUCGAACCACACAGUCAACGUGGUCUCCGAUAACUACGAAUGCCUCCCGCAGUCCAAGGCCAUGAGCUGGAAGAUGUACGGCCUCAUCAUCGGCAUCUACAGUGCGCUCGUGUUCGUCAUGGUCAGCCAGGGCUACGUGCUGCGGCUCAGGAGGGUUAUCUGUGCCUUCUUCUACCCAAAGAGAGAGAAGACGCGAGUCGUUCACCUCUACAACGACUACUUGCGCCGACGGAAGGGCUUCUUGAAAUUCACCAAGAAGAUGAUCGCCGCGAAGGCAAAGCAGCGUAUUAGGCCAGCGUUCUCCAUCGUGAAGACGCUGACGAGGAAGUGGCCCAAGUUCUUCGGCUGGCUGUCAUACUUCGUGUCGCGCGCCUGCGUCGUGUGCGGCCAAACGAACCCCGAUGAGCCCUUCUCCUGCCCCAACACAAAGUGCCGCUCGCUCUACUGCCGGCCGUGCUGGCGCGACGUGGGAAAGGUCUGCUACUCCUGCUCCACCAAGCGCGACUCGGACGGCUCGGGCUCAGACCUGGCAAACUUCAUGGUCCGCGGUGGGGACUCCACGGUGUGAGACCUCUUGGCGCGGGAGGUCGACCGACACACUCUGGGCGACCGGGGCGGGUUGCUCGGCUUCUUGGUGUGUCAGACGGCAAGCCCACGUGGACCACGGCAGGGGAUUGGACCGCGAGGGUGUGGGGGUAAGAAGGGGACCUCCCUGGGUGGGACAGGCUGUAGAAAGUUGCCAAAUCGCUUUUUUUCCGAAGGACUCGGGUUUUGCUGGACGAGAAUAUUUAGUUUUGCACGCUCGAAUUUCAUUUUAUAGUAC